Truncatella angustata is the source of this 2094-nucleotide messenger RNA. RefSeq names its product serine carboxypeptidase. Gene Ontology annotation, cellular component: fungal-type vacuole. NCBI's taxonomy places the organism in Eukaryota, Fungi, Ascomycota, Sordariomycetes, Amphisphaeriales, Sporocadaceae. The coding region runs from base 262 to 1911 and encodes 549 amino acids. The transcript has 2 exons. Gene Ontology annotation, biological process: proteolysis. Gene Ontology annotation, molecular function: serine-type carboxypeptidase activity. The record is from RefSeq and is a predicted model, not a curated record.
UGUCAGGGCAGCUUCAUCCCGAAGCUCCUUGCCCCAGUGCGCCUUCGCACCCUCAAGGUCGUUUCAAGCCAUCUUCCCCAGACAGCUCUCUCCUCCUCUCUUCAUAUCCUCCUUCAUCAUUCAUCCAUCAUCAUCUUCUCCUCCGAACCCCCAGAUCCAUCGGUAUCGUAUUGAUAUCGUAUCUGGUCGCGCCUCCAUCACCUGUGCCUCGACGGUUACAGCUUCUCUUAUCUCCCAGCUCCGUAUCUUAUCAUCGUCACCAUGAGAGUAGCGACCUCAACGCUACUGCUCGGCGCAGGCUCCGUUGCUGUAGCUCAGCAUGCGCAGAUCGUUCUUGGAGGCGUCCAGGAUGCCGUCAAGCCUAUCUUUGGCUCUGCUUCGGGCUCCGCCAAGUCUACCCUCGAGAAGAUCGAGGAGACUCUGGGCAAGAUCCCUGAGGACGCCAAAGGCCUCUGGGAUGAGAUGCAGCUCCUGGUCCCCGGCUUUAUGGAGAAGGCCCAGCACAUGAUUUCUACUCCCAAGCCUCACACCCGCAAGCCCGACAGCGAGUGGGAUCAUGUCGUCAAGGGUGCUGACAUUCAGAGCAUGUGGACCAAGACUAACGGCGAGGAACACCGCGUUAUCGACGGCUCCCUCGAGGCAUAUAACCUGCGGGCUAAGAACGUUGACCCUUCAGCUCUUGGUGUCGACAAGGUCAAGCAGUACAGUGGUUACCUCGACGACGAGGCUAACGACAAGCACUUGUUCUACUGGUUCUUCGAGUCCCGAAACGACCCCAAGAACGACCCCGUUGUUCUUUGGCUGAACGGUGGCCCUGGUUGCUCUUCCAUGAUGGGUCUCUUCAUGGAGUUGGGCCCUUCCAGCGUCGACUCCAAGCUCAAGCUCAAGUUUAACGAUUUCUCGUGGAAUGCAAACGCCUCGGUCAUCUUCAUUGACCAGCCUGUCAACACCGGUUACUCUUACAGCGGCAGAUCUGUCUCCGAUACCGUCGCGGCCAGCAAGGACAUCUAUGCUCUUCUCUCCCUGUUCUUCCACAACUUCCCCCAGUACGGCAAGCAACCUUUCCACAUUGCUGGCGAAUCUUACGCCGGUCACUACAUUCCUGUCUUCGCAUCUGAGAUCCUCUCCCACAAGAACCGCAACAUCAACCUCCAGAGUAUCGCCAUCGGCAAUGGUCUGACCGACCCCAAAACUCAAUACGCUGAGUAUCGCCCUAUGGCUUGUGGUGAUGACGGCAGCAACUAUGGCCCAGUUCUCGACGAGGCUGAGUGUCAGUCCAUGGAUAACGCUCUUCCUCGAUGCCAGUCUCUCAUCCAGAACUGCUACGACUCCGGCAGUGCUUGGUCAUGUGUCCCCAGCGCCAUUUACUGUAACAAUGCCAUGAUUGGACCGUUCCAGCGUUCUGGCUACAAUGUCUACGAUAUCCGUGAGAAGUGCAAGGACCAGGCUAACCUGUGCUACACCGAAACUUCAUGGAUCGCUCAAUACCUCAACAAGCCCGAAGUCAUGAAGGCUGUCGGCGCUGAGGUCAAUGACUAUGAGAGCUGCAACACCGACGUCAACCGUGCUUUCCUCUUCAACGGAGAUUGGUCGAAGCCUUUCCACCUGCUCGUUCCCGAUAUCAUCAAGCAGAUUCCCGUCUUGAUCUACGCUGGUGAUGCUGACUAUAUCUGCAACUGGCUCGGCAACAAGGCGUGGACUGAGGAGCUUGUCUGGAACGGCAAGGAGAAGUACAACCAGGCUAAGCUGUCUCCUCUUGAGGUUAGCGACAAGAAGUAUGGUGAGGUCAAGUCCAGCGGCAACCUUACGUUUAUGCGAAUCUACGAAGCCGGCCACAUGGUUCCGUUCAACCAGCCCGAGGGCUCAUUGGACUUCUUCAACCGAUGGAUUGCCGGCGAGUGGUACGCUUAGAUAGGAGCGCGAGUAGUAUGGUGAUAUAUAAGGCUUAGUUAGUCUUCAUACUUGCAGGAGUACACGGUUUGAUUCAAUGGUUUUUAUCAGCUGCAUCGUUUGUCUGGAUUUGGAGCUGGAUAUGUUUGUACUUGUGUCAUCUGGAUGUAAACUACAGAAUAGAAGCAAUGUCUAAUCUGACGA